CACCACAAUUAGGAAUAUCAUCGGUAAUAAUAGACAGUUUCUUGUUUCAUUAAUCUAACCAGUAUCUUCCCGACUAGAGACGUUCAACACUAAUAUCAAAUCAGCUCUUUGAUAUUGUUUAGAAAUCUAGCACUUCAAGAAGAGCAUCCACAAGAGCCUACCUGACACUUUCAUCAACAGCUGACUUGAAUGGUUCCAUACUGAAGAUCAAAUGACUGGCCAGAAAUCUGACAACAAACCAAGCAAAAAGCUAUUGCUUAGAAAACGCGUCAAAGAAAAUGGAGACGGACUGGACAUACUCUGCGAAGACCAUCAAAUGGCGUCGCACUUCAAAUCAUCACUUGACCAGAAUCCAAUCAGAAGACAACAAGUUGGAUGCAGGUAUAACAGUGACAUUCAGGCGAUCAUUUGAAGUGGAAUUUCUGGUGCUAGCUAAGGAGGACUGGAGAGAACAGGGAAAAGAUAAACAGAUACUGUUGAAGCCACAUGUCUCAUUUACAACCCAAGGGAAUAAUAAUAGUGUUAGCGUCGGUUGCACAGCGGUUAGCAUGCUCGCCUACCAUGCACAUGCUUUGGGGUUCGAUCACCGGCCACCGACGCAUUCCUUUGUCUCAAUUAUCCAGCAAUAAGACUGGUAAAGAGAGAAGGUUGGGCAUGAGGCUGGUCAGCAAC
Molecule: messenger RNA, 672 nt
Organism: Trichobilharzia regenti
Lineage: Eukaryota; Metazoa; Platyhelminthes; Trematoda; Strigeidida; Schistosomatidae
Source: the annotation of a GenBank genome assembly